AUGGAUUCAGGCUCCGAGGUUCCCCGAAAGUCUAAGCGGAGGUUUCAACCAAGAGCAUCGGCGCCUUCUCGCCGGCAGAUCGCACCGACCUCCAACAAUGAAGCUAAGGCUCAGGAAGAAGAGGAUAAAAGAGCAGCUCGACAAUUAGCCAAACGUAUCGGCAUUGGCCAGAGGAGACCCAAAACCGAAACCAAAGCUUCUUCCUCUGAAGUUGCAUUCCAACCAGACUUCUCGUCGCUUACAAUUAGAUCGUUUGGGGUUCCUAAAGAAGACGACAAGCACGGUUCUGAUGUAAAUCCCUCUUCUAGUGCCACUGCCUCUUCUAGUGCCAUUGUUCCUGCUGCUUCUGCCAGAAAAGAUGGAGAAGAGGUUCACAAUUUGGUUCCAAGAACUAAGAGAGACUACGUUGAACCUUGGGAUUAUAAAAACUCCUACUAUCCUACUGUUCUUCCUUUGAGAAAGCCUUACUCUGGUGAUCCAGAACGUCUUGACAAGGAGGAAUUUGGGGACAUUGCUAAACACCUCGAUUACGAUGAGAACAGCAUCAACUCAGCAGAAGAACUCGGCCUGACAUCGAAGCAACACUACAAAAAUCAGAUGUUUUUCUUCAAGAUUCCGGACUGUCUCCCUGUAUUGAAGAAAGGAGCAAACACCAAGAGACCAGUAUCAGAGACUAGUUCAAAGAAAGGCAAAGCUGUAGUGAAGGAGGAGGAAUCGACAGGAGCAAAGACCAAGAGAUCAGUAUUGGAGAAUAGUUUAAAGAGAAGCAACCCUUUUGAAGAUUUACCAGGGGGAUUCAUGGGCAAGAUGCUAGUUUACAAGAGCGGCGCUGUCAAGAUGAAAUUUGGUGAUCUCCUCUAUGAUGUCUCGCCAGGUCCGAAUGCGCAAUUUCUUAAUGAUGUGGCAGCGAUCGACACAGAAGGGAGGCACUGCGGUCACGUUGGUUCUUCAGCCAACUUUGUGACUGUUACUCCUGAUGUUGAGUCUCUUUUGAAGUCUGCUUCAGGCAUGGAAAUACACAAGUGA
Messenger RNA from Microthlaspi erraticum, 1026 nucleotides. The record is from the annotation of a GenBank genome assembly. NCBI's taxonomy places the organism in Eukaryota, Viridiplantae, Streptophyta, Magnoliopsida, Brassicales, Brassicaceae.